AUUCUCUUCCUGCUCAGAUAAUUCACAAUCUUUGAACUCUUCAGAGGACGGAUCUCGCACUGGGAGAUCCCAUAAAAAGUGAGGAGAAAGGUACUUAGUUCCAUCAAGCUUAGAUACAGUUUCACACAUUGAAAUAUAAUCUCUCUUGUUACAAGAGUCCAUAAAAUGCGUAUCUUCCAUAUACUUCUCCCUUGAUUGUAAGAAAUUUAAGAUCUCGUUACGAACUGUGAGCAAUUUUCUGACCAAUUUGCCUCAAUACUUAGAACCCUUCAAAUGGCCAGCUCCGCUCUUACGCAUGUACUCAAGCAUAGUGUCUGAAAAUUUCAUAUUGAGUACAACUUCUUUUGGAUCAGACUCUUUAAGCUCUUUCCAUUUCCCUUUGAUAGCCCUCUUUUUAUUCAUUCUUUUAAGGUACUCACUAAAUUUCAUAUUCUUACUCGCUGCUACGUAGCAUUUAUUAUCCUUAGAUAUCAUAUAUUCCAUAAUAUCUGCAAAUGCAUUCUUAAUAACCUGAACCCUGUCGCUGUUCCACUCAGCAAUAUCACCUGCUGCCAUUGUAAGCUGGCUCAAUCUUACAUUAUCAGGAUUCUCACUCAGCAUUUUUGGAAUCUGAUAAUACGCAAAAUUCUCAUGAAUCUUCAUCUUCUCUUUAAACCCUCUCUCACAACUCCGCCCUCCUUUAUAAUCCUUCACAAGAGUCUUCAGAUUAGAAACUUCAGCCCUAAGGCUUUUAUUCUCUUCAACAAGCUGUUCAUUCCUCUUCUCCAACCCCCCAAUAUACUCCUUCUUCCUCCUCCUAUAAUCCCUUGACCUAACCCUCCCCGUCUUCACAUCCCCAAAAUCCCCCUCUUCCCUCUCCACUUCCUCACUCUCCUUCAUCUUUAA
Messenger RNA from Moneuplotes crassus, 885 nucleotides. The record is from the annotation of a GenBank genome assembly. Lineage: Eukaryota; Ciliophora; Spirotrichea; Euplotida; Euplotidae.